Molecule: messenger RNA, 1197 nt
Organism: Nicotiana tabacum (common tobacco)
Lineage: Eukaryota; Viridiplantae; Streptophyta; Magnoliopsida; Solanales; Solanaceae
Source: RefSeq, a predicted model, not a curated record
CUCUGUUUUCACACUCUCCUCGUCUUCUCUUUCUUUAUACAACGACCCAAUACAAAACAUACUAACGCCACACUAUUAUUUACCCACCCCGAAAAACAAAUUGUAUAUAUAGAGAAUUAUAUGCCAAUUUGAAACAACAAUUAAACAUCUCAUUAUUCUGGAAAUCUCCCUCCCUCAACCAAAAUUUGGAAAAAACCUAACAGGAGAAAAAGAAAAGCGAAACGUAGAAAGAGAGAUAGAGAGAGAGGAAUUCGAGGCGAUGCGAUCGUGGUGGCUGCGGCUUUGGGGCAGCCCAUACGCGGCGGUGCUGGCGGCGGAGGAAGAAGAAUUAGGUCGUUAAUGGCCUAUUUGCUGCAAAUGAAUUGGCAGCCGAAUCUGCUCAGCCAGAGACGCAAAACUGGUCCACCGUUAGGGCUCAAAAACCUCGGCAAUACCUGUUAUCUCAACUCCGUUCUUCAGUGCCUCACUUACACCCCUCCCCUUGCCUUUUUCUGCCUCCAAUCUCAACAUUCCUCUUCUUGUGAUUCUGGAGCUACAGCUGCUUCAGAGAAGAAGAGUGAAUGUCCUUUCUGCAUAUUAGAGAAGCGAAUAGCUAGGUCUUUGAGUCUUGAAUCAGCCCUAGAUACUCCGUCUAAGAUUAAUAAUUGCUUAAAGAUUUUCGCCCAGCAUUUUAGGUAUGGGAGACAAGAGGAUGCCCAUGAAUUCUUGCGCUAUGUCAUUGACGCUUGCCACAACACCUGUUUGCGGUUGAAGAAGUUGCAGCAGCAAAGAAGGAAGGGUGGUGGUGCCGAUGGGAAUGGAAAUACCAUUGUUAAGGAAAUCUUCGGGGGUGCUUUACAGAGCCAGGUCAAGUGCUUGUCAUGUGGUGCUGAGUCAAAUAAGGUGGACGAGAUCAUGGAUAUAAGUCUUGAUGUGUUGCACAGUAGCUCCCUCAAAGAUGCUAUGCAGAGAUUUUUUCGGCCCGAGGUUUUGGAUGGCAAUAAUAAGUACAAGUGUGAGAACUGUAAGAAAUUGGUGACAGCAAGGAAGCAAAUGUCGAUUCAUCAAGCGCCAAAUGUUCUUGUCAUUCAGCUCAAGAGGUUUGAAGGAAUAUAUGGUGGGAAGAUCGAUAAGCCUAUUGCUUUUGAGGAGUUUCUAGUGCUUUCAAGCUACAUGUGCAAAGCGAGUCAGGUAUGUGUGUAAAGAUUAAGUUCAACA